Messenger RNA from Dermacentor andersoni, 645 nucleotides. NCBI's taxonomy places the organism in Eukaryota, Metazoa, Arthropoda, Arachnida, Ixodida, Ixodidae. The record is from RefSeq and is a predicted model, not a curated record.
AGGCAGCCACUGUCCAGUGUUAGUGUCACAGUUGCAUCACCAAGGUGAAGCACCCAGCCAUUCUCAGAGUGAUUUCUCCAUUCAAGAAGAACAAGCUGACCUAAGUCUGCUGGCUUCAAUCAGGAAGGAGAUCUCAUCCGCUACUCGCAGCAUUUUGAAGGACAUGGCUGUCUUAAAAACGCAAAAUGAGGCAAUUUUGAACCUCUUAGGUAGUACCCGCGAGUGCGAGAUGGAUGAGCAGCCUGUACAGACAUACCCGCUAAGGACGGUUGAUGAAAUUGACCAUCUGGAAAGUAAUUUGAAAAGCUCCAGCAGCACCCGCAGGCAACUGUGCAAAGUCCUAGGCCACAUUGGCGGCAACACAGUGCGCUCAACAACUGCAAACAUCUUGAAAUAUUUACUUCACGAUUCCGUCGCUGUCAUGUACAGUCUCCAUGGGCAAAAAGGAAAAAGAGCCUUGGCUGAGACAGAGUUGUGCCGCAUAAUUCUGGGGCACAUGUUGAAACGGACCAAUGAGUAAACAGUUAAAUGGUGGCAAAGCAGCCACAUUUUUCAAGCAGUUGUGUGCUCACCAAUCAAACUUAAGGUAAACAUAUAGAAGCAUGCUAGGAUUGACUUUUUUUUUACUGUCUUCUUUUAAUUUUG